Molecule: messenger RNA, 1809 nt
Organism: Phragmites australis (common reed)
Lineage: Eukaryota; Viridiplantae; Streptophyta; Magnoliopsida; Poales; Poaceae
Product: glyceraldehyde-3-phosphate dehydrogenase B, chloroplastic-like
Exons: 9
Coding region: 150-1484 (444 amino acids)
Biological process (GO): glucose metabolic process
Cellular component (GO): chloroplast
Molecular function (GO): NAD binding; NADP binding; glyceraldehyde-3-phosphate dehydrogenase (NAD+) (phosphorylating) activity
Source: RefSeq, a predicted model, not a curated record
AAGCCCAAGCAGUGAUCACGGCGCCUCCUCGGCCACGACCCCGGCCGGUGGCACAGCACAUAAAUACAGAGCACCGCCGCCGGCUCCGUUUCGCCUGGCUAGCGAGCGUCGGCAUUCGGCAGCAGCGGCAGCGGCAGCGGCAGGGCGCGAUGGCCACCCACGCAGCUCUCGCCGCCUCGCGCAUCCCGACCAGCGCCCGGCUGCACAGCAAGGCGGCGUCCAAGCAGCGGGUGGACUUCGCCGACUUCUCUGGGCUCAGGCCGGGGUCAUGCUCCGUCAGCACUGCGGCGAGAGAGGCGUCCUUCUCCGAUGUCCUUGGCGCGCAGCUCGUCGCCAAGGCCACCGGAGAGAACGCGGUGAGGACACCAGCUGAGGCGAAGCUCAAGGUGGCGAUCAACGGGUUCGGCCGCAUCGGCCGGAACUUCCUCCGGUGCUGGCACGGCCGUGUGGACUCCCCGCUCGAUGUCGUCGUCGUCAAUGACAGUGGAGGCGUCAGAAACGCAUCCCACCUACUCAAGUACGACUCGAUGCUCGGCACCUUCAAGGCCGACGUCAAGAUCGUCGACGACCAGACCAUCAGCGUCGACGGCAAGCCGAUCAAGGUCGUCUCCAGCAGGGACCCUCUCAAGCUCCCAUGGACUGAGCUCGGCAUUGACAUCGUCAUCGAGGGUACCGGAGUCUUCGUUGACGGCCCGGGCGCCGGGAAGCACAUCCAGGCCGGCGCGAAGAAGGUUAUCAUCACCGCUCCGGCGAAGGGCGCCGACAUCCCGACCUAUGUCGUCGGUGUCAACGAGGGCGACUACGACCACAACGUGGCAAACAUUAUCAGCAAUGCUUCUUGCACAACUAACUGCCUCGCUCCAUUCGUCAAGAUCUUGGACGAGGAGUUCGGAAUCGUGAAGGGAACCAUGACAACAACACACUCCUACACAGGCGACCAGAGGCUGCUGGACGCGUCGCACCGUGACCUGAGGAGGGCCCGCGCCGCCGCGCUGAACAUCGUGCCGACAAGCACCGGCGCCGCCAAGGCCGUCGCACUGGUGCUGCCACAGCUGAAGGGCAAGCUCAACGGCAUCGCGCUCCGCGUGCCGACCCCGAACGUGUCCGUGGUGGACCUCGUGAUCAACACCGAGAAGACGGGCAUCACGGCCGACGACGUGAACGGCGCGUUCCGGAAGGCCGCCGAGGGCCCGCUCAAGGGCAUCCUCGACGUCUGCGACGCGCCGCUCGUGUCCGUGGACUUCAGGUGCUCCGACGUGUCCUCCACCAUCGACGCCUCGCUCACCAUGGUCAUGGGCAGCGACAUGGUCAAGGUCGUCGCCUGGUACGACAACGAGUGGGGUUACAGCCAACGUGUGGUUGAUUUGGCGCACCUGGUGGCGGCCAAGUGGCCGGGCGCGGCGACCGGGGGCAGCGGCGACCCUCUGGAGGACUUCUGCAAGGACAACCCCGAGACCGACGAGUGCAAAGUGUACGAAGCAUAAGGCCCUUUUCUUGUAGGCCAGGGGGACUGUUCUGUUCAGAAACUGUAACGAAACACGUACGUGCAUUACACUCGGUCAGGGCGAGGGCAGAAUAACUUCGUUGUGCUUGGGGUUCACUGCCCCGUGGUGUUCUUUCGACAGAGGAAACAGGUUUGCCGAGAGAGACGUAGCAGAAAUGGACCAGUUUCUGUGAGGUGUAAUCACUGAUCUCGUACAGACUUCAGAUUUUUCUUUGAGAUGUUCCGUAUCAUCGUGGAAUGUGUUUGUUCCGUAUAAUCGUUAUCGUCUUGAUGACUUGAUCUAUAAAACCUUUGUGUUACCAUUA